This is a messenger RNA of Girardinichthys multiradiatus, 1053 nucleotides long. RefSeq names its product fibroblast growth factor binding protein 1a (gene fgfbp1a). NCBI's taxonomy places the organism in Eukaryota, Metazoa, Chordata, Actinopteri, Cyprinodontiformes, Goodeidae. Bases 139 to 747 code for a protein of 202 amino acids. The record is from RefSeq and is a predicted model, not a curated record. Gene Ontology annotation, molecular function: growth factor binding. Gene Ontology annotation, biological process: cell-cell signaling. The transcript has 2 exons.
UGUGUGUGUGUGUUUGAAGGGGAGGGCUGAUUAUGUAGUAGCCUUUUGCAGCCUGCAAGAAAGGACGAGAAAGCUCAAAUCUGUCAGGACAGCAACUGAACUUUCUCUGAAAACGUCUGGGUGUGUUCUGUGGAUUUCAUGGCUCUCCUCACCAAUAUAGCCAUCCUGAUGGUCCUUGCUUGUAUUUCCCAUCAGAUGAUGUUGGGUAGCUGCCACAGGAGCCAUGGACAUAGAGGACGGGGCGACAGAGGGCAGCGCAAGGAAAAAUCAGGACUGAGCCGUGUGAGGCCUGUUCGAGACAAACUAGUUACCAAAGAUGGUUCACAGUGUACCUGGACUGCAACAGAUGAUGACCCAUCAUUCCUCUUCAUUAACUGCAUAAAGGGGGAGAUGAGCUUUGUCUGUACAUACACAGCCAGACCAGCUCUUUGUCUCCAGUAUGCCUCAAACACUGUACUGUACUGGAAGCAGAUUACCAGGGCUCUGAAGAAGAAAAUCAACCUGUGUCAUAAUGAAACUGCAUUGGUGAGGGCAGGCAUGUGUAAACAAGCUCCCAGAAAUGCUCACUUUAGACUCGCAGGGGCAAAGAUGAAGGUGACUCCCUCACCUUACAUUCCACCCCCUCCCAACAAAGCAGUCAAAUCCUGCCUGCCUAAAAACAAGAAACUGGCCAAAGACUUCUGCAGUGACCCCUGGUCUAGUUUUUGCACCUUUUUCUCCACGAUGGUGAAUAAUUAUGAUUGCUGAGACAGGAAUAGAUGAACUGAACAAAACAAGCUGGACUUGUGCAGCCACAUCAAAACAUAUAAUUUUUUAGUGUAGAUUUUUUAUAGAAGCUUGUGGUCUUGUAAAAAGAUGAUAAUAGACCGGUGGUCACUAGAGUGGUAGGCAAAAAUUUUCAGUUCACUCUAAAAACAUACAAAUAUAUAUUUUAAAUACAUACAUAUUUAUAUAUUAGAAACUGACAUAUUAUGUGAAUUUUAAAGACAUUCUGUCCCAUUGUGAUUAUAAAUAACUAAGCCCAUGCUAAAUAAAUUACAGUCAUACACUCAA